Messenger RNA from Daldinia caldariorum, 3963 nucleotides. Its product is annotated as WD repeat-containing protein. The record is from RefSeq and is a predicted model, not a curated record. Gene Ontology annotation, biological process: regulation of mitotic cell cycle; mitotic spindle organization. Gene Ontology annotation, cellular component: mitotic spindle. Bases 472 to 3507 code for a protein of 1011 amino acids. The transcript has a single exon. Gene Ontology annotation, molecular function: protein binding. Lineage: Eukaryota; Fungi; Ascomycota; Sordariomycetes; Xylariales; Hypoxylaceae.
GCUUUUUUCUCUUUUCUCUUUUCUUUUCACGUCACUGUAAGUCAUCAAUGAUAAUGAUUCGUUGUGUGUAGCUUCCAAUUGACAUUGUUUUAUAGCAUUUGACCCUUGACCCUUUCUACUUUCCCUCCAUCUCAGCUUCCCCCCUUGAGGCCCUCAGGUUUUCUCAUAUAUAUCCCUUAUCUGCCCCGUCCUACCAAGGAACAAUACCUAGAAACACUUUUUUAUUUUCUCACUCCUUGCUAUUGUCUCUGUUUUAGUCUAGGUAAAACAUCUAUGUGCUGUUAGUUAUCUGCGCCAUCUCAUAUUUUUUUCUUCUUAUCCACAAAGACCCUCCCCCAUGACACCUCACCGCAUAGAAAUUUCCAGUACUAUCAAUAUUACUUGAAAGAAAGAAGACGCCGGUUCUCUCAGCCGAACUUAUUGUUAGCCCUAUAUAGCAUUUGCUCUGGGAACAAAACCAAUGGCAAGAAGAUGGCAUCCACUCCUUCAAAUCGGUUGAAAUUGACCCCGUCAAAUUCGCCUUUUAUUCCACACCCUGUUCGAUCACCUCAUCGCAACAAAACCUCGAUAGAUCCUCGCCUCUCUCUGAAGCGAGUUGUCGGUACUACCUGUGCCGCACCUACAGGUUUCGAUACCGUACAUUCAUCAUUUGCAUACAUCGCCGGAGGAGCUGUAGUUGUAGUCGAUGUCGACGGGGCAGAAUAUACCCAGCGUUUCUACCGAGCCCGCCCUUCUGCAGUUCCAGUUUACAGCACAUCUCCGCUUCCCUACUCCCCAUCGACACCGAACCAAACUCCAAAGGCGAACGACAGCCGGAAUAGGGCCUCUUUGCGGGAAUCGACAUAUAACUCGCUUGAUUGGACCGAAUCCCCCACGCCAUCGAAGACGUGGACCAGCCGAGAGCGGAUCAAGGCUGCAACGUGUUUAGCUCUCAGCAAAGAGGGGAGGUUCCUAGCUGUUGGCGAAACUGGCUACGCUCCCCGUGUUCUCAUCUUCAACUUGGAAGAUAACUCGUCCGAUACUCCACUCGUCUCCAUCAGCGAGCAUGCAUAUGGGGUUAAGGCCGUUGCUUGGUCCCCCGAUUCCAAGUAUCUCGCUUCUCUGGGAACUGCACACGACGGUUUCAUCUACAUCUGGAAGAUUGACACGAAAACUGGCGCUGCGCAGCUGUUUCAGCAGAACAGAUGCACAUCUUAUAUCCGUGGCAUGGUAUGGGUGGGCAAUAAUCUGAUUACUUUUGGCGUACGUCAUGUAAAGGUGUGGAAGAUUGACGAGAGCCAAUCACUGGCUCCUAUAAAGCAAAAGUUCACCGGAGAUUCGAAUUCGGCCAAUCAACAGCAUCAGAAAACAUUACACGGUCGGAACGUUAUACUUAAUGAUAUGAUAGAAGCGACGUUUGCUUCUGGCGCCGCCAUCGACGAUACAAAGGCUAUCCUCUGCUCGGAGACGGGCGAUGUAUGCCUCUUUGAUGACACGGAUAAGCAGAUGAGGUUGACCAAUGUCCUCGAAAGUGGAUUUGUGACUACCUGCGUUACUAUCCGUGGAGAUGUUGCUUACCUGGGCGGUAAGUCGGGAAACCUGGCCACUAUCGACUUGGCAGCUUUCAUGAAAUGUGAUCAGAAUGCUCUUCGCACGAACAUUGGCUCUUUUGACGGCCUUUUUGCGAUGGGAUUUCUGAAUGACAAUAUGGUAACAGUUGACGCCAAGCGCUCUAUUCAUAUCUGGGGCCUUAAUAAAGAUCCAGAUACUCUAGACCUGGAAAAUCCCCCUAUACCAAUUCCAGGACACCGAGAGUCCAUCUUGGGUGUCGAGGCUCUUCGUCGUCCAGUUGGACUGGAGGCUGAUUUCUUCAGUUGGUCGGCAUCCGGGCAAGUCAUAUUAUGGGAUGUCGAAGGUAGAAUCAUAUGCUCUUUUCAGGUUCCACUUGAAGAGGCCAAUUUCGAAGAUGAGCCUGAUUUUGUCAAUCAGUUGAAUCUAGUACGAGCCACGGAGGGUGGCAAGUACUUUAUCACCGGCGACAAGCUCGGGAUUGUUAAGAUCAUCGAGUUCGCAACUCUGAAUUGUGUGUCAACUAUGAAAGCCCACGCUUCAGAAUGCCAGUUUAUCACUACAUUCGAGGACCAUUCCAAAUUCGUCAUUGCAACCUGUGGUCGUGAUCGUACGGCGCAGUUGUUCCACAGGACAGCUACUGGAGAGUUUAAACAUUUUCAGACCUUGGAAUUCGCUACUAGAGUUGUCCAGGUACUCGUUCCGUCAGCUGAUAAAGUGAUUACCUGUUCUCUGGACAGGACUUUACAAGUCCACGAACUCGUAGAGAAAGAUGGCGAGCCGGAUGUCAUGGCGGCCAUCUCUUCCAAAACUCUACCUUUGAAGGCUUCUCCGUCAUCUAUGACCAUGGGCGCGGACGAGAAAUCAUUGCUUGUCUCCUUACUAGAUCGGACCAUGAGUCUAUUCGACUUAGAGAACGGGAAGCUUGUGAACUCAUUUAAAUGUACUGAUGAGGGCGGCACUGAGUCGGUUGUUUUGGAUUCGCUUACUGCUCGGCCGGCUUUCGAUAAAGAGCCUACAUUCGUUGUAGGCGUUUCAAAUACAGAUAAGUCGAUCAGGAUUUAUGACGCCCAAACAGGAGCCUUCCUGGACCGGGAAUGGGGACAUACCGAGGCCAUAAACGGUGUGACUUUGGUCGAAGAGGAGAACGGCAAGCUUAAAGUAGUAAGUGUAGGAUCCGAUGGUACUCUCAUGAUUUGGGAAAUGGACCUACAAGAUCCAGCUUGGGGUGCCGCUCGCGAACUGUCUCUGACAAAAGACAACUCUGUUGUUUCUCGACCUACUCUUCGGCGUGUUCUCUCCAAAGCCGAACUUGCGGAAUUUCAGCGAUCCUCACCCUCGGCGGCGGGGCGACGAUCUCCUCCAAGAACUCUCAACAAGAAGAGAUCCAUGCACAGCAUGGUUGCUACACCGUCAUCUAAAACGCCCGCUGCUAUACCUCCGACGUGUCCUACACUAGCAAUUUCUAGUGAUACUCCAAGCAGGCGAGCGUCUGCGGAGAGUCGGGGUGGUAGCCCUCCAUCGAGCCCAAGGGCCAGGGUAAAGAGACAACCAUCUUUACCAACACUCAACUCUACGAAAACGAAGAGCAACAAUAACUUGAGAGGUUUCGGAUCCCUCACUAUGGCUACCGAACAGACGUGCCGGGCACUCCGCACCUACCGACGGAAAUUAGCUUCGACAGAUCCCAUUAGCCAGGAGGUGUUAGCUGAAUUAGAUCAAGAGCUUCGCCUUACCUCUGUCGCUUUGGGCGAAAGAGCUACGCGGAGCCAGGCCCUAAGCGACACUAUGCUUAGCGGCCUCCUAGACCAAUACUCGGAGCGCUUGGUCGCUCUAUUAGACGAAAAGCUUCGAAUCGGCUAUAGGGGAUCGUCGGACCAGGAGCCGGACUCGCCAGGAAUUUUACCGGGAAAGCGACCCGGUUCGUCUGGGGGGGAAUCCAGUGCCGGCUCGGCAUAAUCGAGACGUUUAUUUACUAUGUGUAUUAGUUUUGUUUCGGCAUCGGAAACUCCGUAGCAUCAGGGGGUGUAAUGAUUGCGAAAGAAUGUGGUCUUCAGAGACUAAAGGCGUUAGGUCUUGUUCGUUCAUUUUUGCGGGAGAACAUCCAAGGGGGGGGAUGGAUAUUCUGGGACGGCGCGGCGCUAUAGGGAUAUCAAGAGAGGACUCUUUUUUUUUUGUUUGUUGCUGUUUCUCUACCUGCCUAUCGAGUCCCAUAAAAUGACUUUGCCCAACAUGAUACCACUUUGCAGGAGAAAAAGACAAUGCGGGAGUUUAUAAGGCAUAGCAUAGCAUAGCGGCUACGCACUCGGGAGGGGAAGGGAAGGGGAAGAGAGAGCUACUAGGUAUGGUUUUCGCGCUUGAGAGAUGAAGUUGCUUUGUUUAGACGCAUCAAUUGAAUUUUAAAUGCCUAGGUAC